UUUGUAGGGAAAAUGGCUGCUGAACCAACACGAGAGUGGGGCGAUGAGAAACUGAAAAGUGAUGAUGUACCCAAAAAAGACCUAAUCAAGUUUAUUCAGGAUAAUGCAUCCCAUUCGUUUCUUGCAGAGCAAAAACUUCUGGGAAAUAUCAAAAAUGUUGCAAAAACUGCAAAAAAGGAACACCUCAUCGUAGCCUACAACCAGCUUUUUGAGAGCAAGAGGUUUAAAGGCACUGAGGUGGAGGAGGUCACUCAGGAGGUGAAAGCUGUGAAAAUUGAAGAGAAGCUCAAAGAAACAAAAACAGACAUUGUGGAUGAGGGUCCCCCAAAAUUCACAAAGACAGUGCUCAAGAAAGGAGAUAAGUCCAACUUCCCAAAAAAGGGUGAGACAGUGUCAUGUUGGUACACUGGGACGCUUGAGGAUGGCACUGUCUUCGACACCAACAUCCCAACAGGUGCACGGAAAAAGAAACAGGCUAAACCACUUUCUUUUAAGGUUGGGAUGGGCAAAGUUAUCAGAGGAUGGGAUGAGGGGCUUCUGACCAUGAGUAAAGGUGAGACUGCACGACUGGAAAUUGAGUCAGAAUGGGCAUAUGGCAAAAAAGGUCUUCCUGAUUCCAAAAUCCCACCAAAUGCUAAACUUAUUUUUGAGGUUGAAUUGGUAUCUGUUGAUUAAUACUCAUAACUUGGACUGCAAAGAGUGUCUUGAGUGGCAGACAGCUUCAACUGCAGAACAUACUCCUAAUGUCAAGUGAACAGGGUUAACCAUCAACAGGAGGGAUGGGUGUGGUCGUUUGUCUUGACCUUUGUUAAAACUCGUGUUGUGAUAAGCAGCACAACUUCUGCAUUAAACAGUCCAAUUUUUUGCAUGUUUCAAGAUGUUCAAAUAAAACCAACACUGAACUAAA
Molecule: messenger RNA, 907 nt
Organism: Electrophorus electricus (electric eel)
Lineage: Eukaryota; Metazoa; Chordata; Actinopteri; Gymnotiformes; Gymnotidae
Gene: fkbp3
Product: FKBP prolyl isomerase 3
Molecular function (GO): peptidyl-prolyl cis-trans isomerase activity
Source: RefSeq, a predicted model, not a curated record